Molecule: messenger RNA, 1386 nt
Organism: Diaporthe amygdali
Lineage: Eukaryota; Fungi; Ascomycota; Sordariomycetes; Diaporthales; Diaporthaceae
Exons: 6
Coding region: 1-1386 (461 amino acids)
Biological process (GO): mitotic intra-S DNA damage checkpoint signaling; DNA replication checkpoint signaling; DNA repair
Cellular component (GO): checkpoint clamp complex
Source: RefSeq, a predicted model, not a curated record
AUGGCUCUCGUCACCUUCACUCUGAGCGAGGACGGCGUGGGCGCCUUCAAUGACGCCCUGGUCUGCAUUCAUAAGUUCAGUGACGAUGUGUCGCUUGAGGUCAAGAAGGACAAGCUGAUUCUCACUGCACUGAAUCUCACCAAAUCUGCCUACGUCUCCUUCACCUUCGCCGCCAACAGGUUCUUCUCACGCUUUCAUUUCGAGGGAAACGCACAGUAUCGCGAGAGAUUUUUCUGCUCACUUUACAUCAAGGCAGGUUUAGGACUACUCCGCCAAGCUACCAGAUGCGGUGAUCCUACCAGAGAUCGCGACAAUGUGACAACUAUCGAAAGAUGUGAUGUAGCUAUCGAUGAUGGCCCCGGAAAGAAAAGCCGCUUCAUCGCAAAGAUCUUCUGCAGAAAUGGAAUUACUGCGACUCAUCGGCUGUCAUUCGAAGCUAAGGCUCCUGUCCAUGCAAAGUUCGACAAGAGUGAGGCUAUCAACCACUGGACUAUCAACUCGCGGACUUUGCGUUCGCUGAUGGAGCAUUUUGGGCCUGGCAUCGACCUUCUCGACAUCAACACCGACGGCGAGAACGUCGUCAACUUUACAUGUUUCACGGAGAAGCAGGUCAGUGUGAACAACGAAGCUGUGUUGAAGAAACCACUCCAUACCUCGAUCGCGGUGGAAAUGGACGAGUUCGACGAUAUCGAGGUGGCAGAGAAGCUUCACAUCAUCAUCAGUUUCAGAGAUUUCCGUGCUAUUCUUCAGCAUGCGAACUGGACAAGUAGUGACCUCAAUGCCACAUACUCAAGACCCGGCCGGCCAAUGAAGAUUUCGUACGGCCGCGAUGGCAUCCUCUGCGAGUUCGUGCUGAUGACGGUGGACGAGAAGAGCACAGCAGUGCAAAAGAAGGGCCAAAGCAAAGCCGCCGCAAAGACUGCCAGACCAGCUCUGAAUGCUGCACCCAACACGCCCACUACUGGUGCCAACAACGACUCGCGGCAACCAACCCCUGCUCCUCCGAGGGAGCAGCAAGACCAGCAAGCCAGAAUGCCACCACCGGCACGGAGAUCAACUGCCCCGCGCUCGUCGCAAUUCGAUAUCCGAGCACCUCUAGUCCAACCACAGUCCACCCUCAAAUCCGAAUCGCUGUUCCUACCACAGCCAGACGACGAUGAAAUGUGGGCACCUGUCAAUCCAGACGACGAUGAAGAGGGCGAGAACCCUCGACUAGAGUGGGAUGCCAGCAAUGAGCCGAAUCCAUCGACCAUGCGGAUCAGCGACCACUCCAGCAACACCCAAAGCAACCCGCCGAUCGACUCUGGAGGGCCCUUGCCACCAUUCGUGGAGCCGACGCAAAGGGUGUCCGACGUCCGCAAAUUUGGCCUCUUUGGAGACUGGUGA